CAACGCGCCUGGUUUAAAGGUGGCGUUGCACUUUUCGGCGUGUGUAUCGGAUACACGUAUUACAAUGACUUGUGAGUGGGCUGUUGUUUCCACGGCUUUACAGGAAGAAAAACGUGAACUCGUAGUUUCUGGAAAAGAAGUUUCUGAGAUGAUCAACAAGUCGGGACUUGACCAAAGGAUUUAUGAUUUGAAGAAGCUGAAUUUUCUGGAAAUUUCGCGUACUUCUCUGGAAUCUUUAUCUGAAAAUAUAUCCAAACUCUCAAACCUUGCUCAACUGUGUCUCACAGCCAACAUGUUGAAAGCUGUUCCCGCUAGCCUGGGAUGUCUGCAUGCUUUACGCUUCUUAGACAUAUCUUUUAACAAGCUUUCAACUAUUCCUGACAUUUUUGAUAAUUUGUCGAACCUAUUUAGUCUCAUUUUGUCUGGUAAUGAAAUACAAAAUAUACCAUCUGUCAAGGGGUUAAAGUCGCUGCAUGAGUUCUUAGCCUCCAAGAAUAAGCUAAAUUCACUACCCGAGGGAAUAGACUCGCUCACUAGCCUGGCAGUUUUGGAUGUUUCAUAUAAUCAAAUCACUCUUUUACCCAAAGAUCUAUGUAAUCUAGCUGCCUUGAAAACUGCAAACUUUGCUGAAAACUUGUUGACUGACUUCCCAUCGAAUAUUCAUCGCUGUCGGAAACUAAAUCUUCUUAAAAUCCAUGGAAACCCUUUCAAAGAUAAUCGUUUGAAGAGAUUGUCUGUUGAUGAUCAUUCACCAACUGCUCUUUUAGCUUAUCUUCGUCGUCUGGAUGAAAGUGGAGAAGGAGGAGGAGGAGGAGGAAAAGCUAAGAAAUAUCAUGAUAAACAGUCAUCGUCUAAAGUUUCAAACGGGUGUGACAACAAGAAUCUUCCUAGUCCUCAGGUGGAAGAAGUUGAAGAAAUUACGGUGUCACAUAUUGUCAUUCAACGCCCAGACGAAGAGGAGCAAUAUCAAAUUAAUCAAACUUAUUCAGUGAAGUCUGGUCCUCGUCCAUACAUAGUUGCUUGCACUAUUCAUGGUGUUCAGUUUUCCUCUGAAGCAAAAUUGAAGACAUUUCUACGUGCUCAAGAAGACUGGCAUCGUGAUAUUGGCCAAAUGCGCCGUCGAGCCACUUUAGCUACCCAUGAUUUGCAAGGAGUCGUCUUUCCACUUACGUAUAGCCUGGAAGAAGCUCAAGCAUUUGAAGUUAGUUUCCUGGGUUCCUGUUACUUUUUCCGAAUUCCUCAGUGUAUAAAAAGUUCAUCCAUUAAAUAGAUCUCAAUUGUGUACAGGAGAAGCAUUUCUAAAACACCUGGUUCAUGAGGCUCAGUUAGAUAGAAAAUCCCGUAAACAAGCUAAAUUCAGUCAAAUCUAUCGUUAUUUAAAUAUUCUGAAUAUUGAGGGUGCGAUGACAGCGAAUGUGUUCAGUAAGGUGAUGGUUCCUGUUGUUGUAGACAAAAAAGGGAAAGUUAUCUCAGUCCCUCCACUUACGAACAGUCAUGAUACACGGCUGAAAGUUGAUACACAGGAUAUCCUCAUUGAAGUGACUGGUGUUAAUUUACCUUUAUGCAGACAGUUCGCAGAGGUGGUCAUCGCUUGGUUACUGGAAAAUGCUUGUCCCCAGUCAAAGGACAAUUCCUCUUUUGAUAAGAAUAUUGUGGACAUCGCAGCACAACAAUCCCAGCUAGUAAAUGAAAUCAGUUCAAAAGUAACUGUGAAAAGUGUUACUAUCCCUCCUAAUUCUGUAGUUGUACGCCCGAUUCGAGUCAUAGGCGUUGAUCCUGAUUCUAACCUAAGCUUCUUAUUUCCAUCUCGAACUGAUUUAACUGAUCCAAAGUUUCAUACUGUUCGUUAAACGGUAUUACCUUAUUAUCAACUGCUUUAACAUAUGUCCUAACAGAAUUGUUUGAUUUCUUAAAAUCUCCUGCCUCCGUUUUAUCAAUGUCAUCCUCCAUAUCACGAUGCAGAUUUAUGCUUUACUUAAAGAUAAAGGCGUAUUGUAAUCUGUAUAAGUGUUUAUCAUUCAUUUUGUAAUAUCUUCCACUUUAUUUUCAAUAAGCGAGGGCGAUUACAUUUAAACGAAAUAAGGAGACAGGAAAAUCAUUGUAUAUUUACUUUUGUAGUAAGAACAGUAAUAAAUGAGGUAUAUAUGAGUGGAGAUUUUCAUAUUUUUAUUCAUUAAUUCAACUGUUGUAUUACCACACCAACUGACCGACUCAAUUACUCAGUAUUAUCAUACGAUUCAGUAAGAGUCUAGAAAAUUUUUCGUCUGUUUGGAAGCGAAUGCAAAUGUAUCGAUCGAGGUUAUAUUUUCGAUGUGGGGGCAUAUUUUUCACUAUUUUCCAAUCUUUAUCAAACGUUAUUGGUUGAAUAAAUGUGGUAAAGGAUAUAACAACAAUUUUUUAAAGGGGAUAGUAUUUUUUCAUAAGAA
Heterobilharzia americana is the source of this 2426-nucleotide messenger RNA. NCBI's taxonomy places the organism in Eukaryota, Metazoa, Platyhelminthes, Trematoda, Strigeidida, Schistosomatidae. The record is from the annotation of a GenBank genome assembly.